GUCCUUUCGUAGUACGCGAAACGGAAGGGUGCUAACUAGACAACCUGAAUCAACUAUCGGUGUCAUAGUGGGCCCCUCCAUGGGCCGUUACUCGGAGACAACUAAGGAGCUCGCCGCGACCUCCAAACUUUCAAUAAAGUUGUUAGGCGAGGACAACAUAAUUUACCGUUUGAAAAUUUAUGCCGCUG
Molecule: messenger RNA, 188 nt
Organism: Funneliformis geosporum
Lineage: Eukaryota; Fungi; Glomeromycota; Glomeromycetes; Glomerales; Glomeraceae
Source: the annotation of a GenBank genome assembly